UGUUUUUCUGCUCGCUGAGUUAGGUUCGAUAGUGCGUUCGAACUGAGAAUAUUUCUACUUCAGCAGUUAAAUAAAAUAUUCCAAGACGUGAAUUACAAGAUAUAAAAAAGUAUUUACAACGUUUGAAGUUGUAAUCGAUAAUUAAAAAAACAAAAAAUAUAAACAGUUAAAGUGCAAACCCAAAAACAUAUACGACUGCUCUUGGGAAGUCUCAACUCGUCAGUUUUUUUUGGAUUGCGUGAGUGGCUUUUUGGGGCCAUACAAAACGAAAAGUGAAAAUCACAUAUUAAAAGUGUUGAGCACUAUAAUAAGCAAGACGAAGAAAUUUGUUUAUAUUACAAUUCUAAACAAAUCGACUGCAAAAACAACAAAAUUUCACUUGCAAAGCAAGUGCUAAAAAAAAACGACGAUACUUCGACAACAUCGUGAGCGUGCUCCACACCAAGCAGCAAACGUUUGUGCUCACUUGCUUCUCACACUCAUCGCAACGCGUUUUGGAGACUAACGUGUUGUGUGUGUGCGUGUGAGUGUUUUGUCAGUGAGCUCGCCCCUCUUUUCGUUGGGCAGCGAAAUACGUACAGGCGAGCACAGAAAAACAAAAGUUUUUGGCGCGAAAAGUUUGACAUUUCACUUGGUCGUGCGAUUCGCAAACAAGUGGCCAAAGCAGAGACAGCAAAACUGCGUCGCGUCGCAGCCCAAAAGGAAAAUAACAAACAAAUAACAAAAUAACCAAGCAACAACGACAACAUGGUCAGUGCACGCGUCUUCAACCCUGUGCUGAGCGAGCUCUGCAAAAUGAGUGGCAGCCCAGGCGUUACUCGCAACUUGGAGCGCAUCAAGCGAAAUCUGUUUGGCCCAACUCCAGCGAAAUUGGUGGAAACCACAAAAUCACCUUUCAAUGCGGAGCUGGAACGUCAUCAGGAAAUGGCCACACAAAAGUGGGGCUUUGAUUUUCGUGCCGAUCGUCCAUUGAGCGCCAAUGGCAGUUUCAUCUGGGAGCGAGUCAGUUCACAGGAAUCCACAUUUGCGCCUCAAAUGUACACACUCACCCGUGCUGCCCACGUGCGCUCCAAUGCCAAUGCCAGCGACUCUGCGCUGCCCAGUGAUAUGGAUGUGCUGUUAAAUGAGCGUGCUGAUCGUGAGAAUUUGGCCAAUUCAUCGCUGGAUUCGAACACAGACAAUGAGUACGACUCGCAAAACGAGUCGAUGCAACUGGCCGCCUCUACAUCUGCUGCAGCUCUACUGGCCGCCUCCUCCUCCUCAUCAUCAACGUCGACGCAGCAACGCAAGCGACAGCUCAAAAUCACAGAGUUCAUGAAGGAACGCAAGCGUCUGGCCCAGGCGCCAAAGAAAAUCUCACCCGCCAAACGUAUGCGUACAAGCUCCGGCUCCAGCAGUAGUAGCGCCAGCAUUGGAUCACAAUUUGGUAGCCUGUUAAAGCGUCAGCGCAACAAUUGAAUAGUUAGUUGCAAUGUACCAAAUAAUAUUAUGAAAUGCCAAGAGUUAGUUGCAGCUAUAUUCGAUCUAUCAAUUCAACUCACUUGCAAUUUGUAAUUUUAUUUUUUAAGCCACUGCGAAAAUUCGAUUUUUUACAUUCAAUUCAAUAUAGAAUUCUAAGUAAAUAUUUUAAAUUAAGCAAAACGAAAAAAUAACUGUGCAGUGCAAGGGCGAAAGUUGCGAAUAUUAACAUUACUAGAUUAAUGCUAGCUACUAUUAACCAGUACUAGUGAUAGAACAAAAUAGAUAUUAAUUAAAUAACAUGCGCUAAGUACGAGCUAUAUGAAACUUUUUAGAUUUCUCUAGUGAGAAAUGCCAUAAACUAAGUGAUUAGUUCUUAACACAACAACCACCAACUAUACAAACCUAGACACACGUUUUUUGAAAAAUCCAUGAAAUUUCAAUUCCUAUAAAUUAUGUAAAUUCCCUUUUUGUAAAUUUUACUCUCAACUGUUUUGUGGUUGUGCGUAAAAUUUGUUAUCAAACAAAACUUGACGUCACUCUGCUUAUUUCCCCAAUUUCCCAACUCUCCCUCUUAUAUAUAUUUAAUUGUUAAUAUAUAUGAAACUAUUUGUAAGCAGAGUUACGUUGAAUUUUGUCACGCAGGCCCUAAAACCAUUUAUAAUAAGCUUUAUUUAAAUUGUUGAGCUUAUUGUGUUCAUUGUUUUCGUGGCUUUGCCAAAACAAAUGUCCUUAAUUCGACCAGUGGAACACCCUUUGUAUAAAAAGUUAAAACCCAAACUUUGGCUAAUUUGUGCGCUUUUGGAAAUUGAUUUUGUAUAUAUUCCCAAUAGUUCAUAAAUUUGCUUAUAUCUUACAUCUCAACUGGAAAAUUGCUCUUUAUGGCUUGCCAAAGAAUUUGGCAAUAAAUUUAGAGCUAUUUUGCUCAACUAUCAUGUACAAAUGCUAUAAAUAAUAUUCAUUAUAUAAUUAUAAAUAUUAUAUAUACGUAGGCAGAGCCUAUAUUAUUGAAUAACAUUUACAAGAUCAUCCUAUUUGUAAGCUUAGCAUAAGAACAAAUCCAAAGUAUUCACUUAAUAUUUAUAUAUAGAAUUCAUAUUGUGUGCAUAAUUAUACAACUCAUACUCUUCAAUAAACAAACAAACAAAACACAAAUACAAACAUUAAAUUAACUACUCCAAAAUAUUUGUUCCACCCAAAAAUUCAUUUGAUUCAACUAGCCAACGAAUUGGCCAACUUAUACACAUACAUACAUACAUACAUAUAUCAUACGAUUACAUUUAUAUAUUGUUGCUAUUUUGUAGACGUAUUUGUUUAUACGUAGCUUAAAU
Messenger RNA from Drosophila nasuta, 2789 nucleotides. RefSeq names its product cyclin-dependent kinase inhibitor dacapo (gene dap). Gene Ontology annotation, molecular function: cyclin-dependent protein serine/threonine kinase inhibitor activity. Lineage: Eukaryota; Metazoa; Arthropoda; Insecta; Diptera; Drosophilidae. The transcript has 3 exons. The record is from RefSeq and is a predicted model, not a curated record. Gene Ontology annotation, biological process: regulation of cell cycle. Gene Ontology annotation, cellular component: nucleus. Bases 748 to 1458 code for a protein of 236 amino acids.